This is a messenger RNA of Cladophialophora bantiana CBS 173.52, 2067 nucleotides long. RefSeq lists its product as uncharacterized. The transcript has 3 exons. The record is from RefSeq and is a predicted model, not a curated record. Bases 1 to 2067 code for a protein of 688 amino acids. Gene Ontology annotation, biological process: positive regulation of transcription by RNA polymerase II. NCBI's taxonomy places the organism in Eukaryota, Fungi, Ascomycota, Eurotiomycetes, Chaetothyriales, Herpotrichiellaceae. Gene Ontology annotation, cellular component: nucleus. Gene Ontology annotation, molecular function: zinc ion binding; DNA-binding transcription factor activity, RNA polymerase II-specific; transcription cis-regulatory region binding.
AUGGCCUCUGGAAACGAGAAGAAGGCUGCGCCUGCGACGAAGGACUCGCCCUCUACAAAAUCUUCCAAGAUGCAUAGACGAUCGAGGUCAGGUUGCUUCACAUGUCGUCUGAGACGCAAGAAGUGUGAUGAAGGAAAGCCAAAGUGCAAGGCAUGUAGAAACUUGGGCCUUGACUGCGAGUACAAGCGGCCCCAUUGGUGGAGCAACAAUGAGACUCGCAGGAAGCAAAAAGAGCACAUCAAAACAAUCAUCAAAAGAACAAAGACAACCGAGAAGAGUGCGAGUACUCAAAGUCAAUAUGCUCUGAACAAUGCCGCUCAAUCUUACUCAGAAGAUUCCCAAGACGAAUACGACCCUACCUUUGACCCAUCCUUUGCGACCACUCCAAGCCUCUUCGACCCUUAUGGUCCCAACAUCUACAUGCCUCCCGACCCAUAUGGGCAAGCAAUCCCCUGGGAGGUGGACGUCAAGACGGAGCGCCACACCUAUGUCAAUGACGAGCUCACUCGCCGAGACUCGUCGAUAUCAACCUUUAGCACCUUCUACCCUCCCCCUGCGCAUGCGACUUUGCCGUCUUAUACCGGAGACGACUGGGUACAGCAAGACAUCUUUGAGAGCCGACAGGACUCUUGGACCGAGGGCGAUUUCGACUUCAACAGCUUUGACAUGCCCCACGUUGCGCAUCAAUUCGAACCUCAAUGCUCCAUGGUUCAACUCGAAGAUUGCGAUCGGCCACUCUUCGAACACUUGCUCCAAAACGUCCUGCCGCUGCUGUUUCCCGUUCUCGAAGCCUACCAACACGGCUCGGUCCGCUCGAAUGUAAUACUGCCUUCUCUGGAAAACAACAAGGCAUAUCUACAUUCCUGCCUUCUAGCCGCCGCUACUCACAUGAAGGGCAACAGGCAGUUCUCGAGCGUCACGGCGGAUGACGACGCGAUGCGCCACAAGCUUGCCUUUGUGACGAUAGUCGUCGAUGCUCUCAAUAGUGACAGUCAGCACAGCGAAAUGCUCGAUGCUCUACUCGGGAUGAUUUCGAUGCAGGGCUGUGUCGGCUCAGCCCUGGAGCUAGAAAAGGAAUUGAUUCCCUGGCACCAGCAUUUCCAGGCCGCCGCAGACAUUGUGCAGAAGCUCAACCUUCCGCAGAGCUUGGAGAGCAACGCCCAGACGGGAGGCCAUCCACCGUUCAACAUGAGUCUAACCGCGUGGAUCGACAUCCUCGGUGCAACGAUGCUCGGCAAGGCGCCCCGAUUCUCCCAUACCUACAGGAACAUGUUCUUCGCCGGCGCGUCGACGGGACUGGAGAAAUUGAUGGGCUGCAACGACUACGUCAUGUACCUCCUGUCGGAAGUUGCUUGUCUCGACUCGCUCAAGAUUGAAGGCAAAUUGGACGACUACGGAAUGUGCAGCCACAUAACCUCGCUGGCCGGAGCUCUGGACACGAUCGAACCGCAGGAAGUCUUGCAGCUCCCUUUCAACAAGGCCGGCGUCCUUCGACCGAAGCAGCUGACUAAGAACAUCACCGCUAUUUUCCGCAAAGCUGCCCGCGUCUACCUGUGCUCGCUUGUCCCCGAAUAUAACCGCUACCAGACCGCCACCGUCAACCUGAUCUCGCAAAUGACCGACCUUCUCCAGUAUAUCCCCCCUGGUCCCACCGGAUUCGACCGAUGCCUUGUCUGGCCCAUGCUCAUCUGCGGCGUGAACUCGAUCCCGGCCUCUACAUUCCGCCGCGUCCUCUCACAGCGAUGUGACCUGCUCGGUGAAGCUGCCGACCACGGAUCUUUUGGACGAAUGGUGCGCCUGUUGCAUGAAGUCUGGAGACGCAACGACGACGUGGUAGUUUCUGCUGGAGUCUGUGAAGCCACUCCUGUGACGGCAGGGAGCCCUGGAGGAUCGAUCUCGACGCCAAUUGCCGCAGCCGCCGCAGCCACCGGAGCCGGAAACUCAGCAGGGGCCCCUUCUUCUUCUUCUUCUUCGACGACGACGACAACAACGACAGUACCGAGGAACCAGAGCGUCCACUGGCGGGACGUGAUGCAGGAAAACAAAUGGGAUUUCCUUCUGAUAUGA